This is a messenger RNA of Hemibagrus wyckioides, 1355 nucleotides long. Its product is annotated as CD48 antigen. The coding region runs from base 162 to 1031 and encodes 289 amino acids. The record is from RefSeq and is a predicted model, not a curated record. The transcript has 6 exons. Lineage: Eukaryota; Metazoa; Chordata; Actinopteri; Siluriformes; Bagridae.
UGAGGUAUGCUGUGCAGUACUCUGCAGAUUAUAGCAGAUGAUAUGGACACACCUUUGUGGUCAGGUUACAGUUCAGAAGGCAGAGCUAAAAAAAUAUAGUGGCGUUGUAACUGUUUUUUCAUUCAUCACUGGGUUUCUGCGAAGAUUUGUGCAAGAACAAGAUGAAUAAGAAGUGCAAGCGUUAUGGUCAGAACGGACAGCUGUGGACAUCUCUGAUUGUUUCAGCAUUACUGCCUGGAGUGGUUCUGGCCGGUGACUGGAUGGUCCAUGUUCCCGUAAACCCCAUCCUGGCCCCUCGUGGUUCCUCAGUGACGCUGCCUUGCACUUACGACUUCCCCGAUGAGUCCGGGUCGUGGCACGUCCAGUCUGAGAUGUGGUGUCUGAACGAGAGUCAGUGCAUCACAACCGACUACGUGUACCACAGUGCAGGCAUCUUCCCUGCACCUGCCUACCAGGGCCGGGUCCGGUACCUGGGCUCGCUUGGCUCCAAAAACUGUUCUCUCCGGAUAAACAACCUGAGGAUGACGGACAGUGGCGUGUACGUGUUCCGCUUCAUCACCGACCAUCCCGUGAACAAACUGCCGAGGCAGAGGGGCGUCACCCUGCAGGUGACAGAUCCCCCAGUGAACACGUCAGUGAAGGUCACCAGUCCAGGCCAGAUCGUCCAGGGGACGUCGCUCACCCUGUCCUGUUCCAGCUUCACCUCCUCACAGCUGACCAACUUCACAUGGUUCCAGAUUAAUAAAACCACGACUUUCAGAGGCACGGGUCAGAAGCUGACCAUAGAGCAUGUCAGAUCUACAGACAGCGGGAUGUACACAUGUAAAGCCCAAAACAUCUGGGGCUCCCAGAAUGCUAGCAUCGUACUCACCAUCCGGGAAGAAGAAAGAAGCAGCUCUACCUCCAUUGCUGCUGUCGUGGUUGGGAUUAUCCUCGUGCUGGCAGUUAUAGCCAGCAUUGUUGUCUGUACUAAAAGACACUCUGCCUCAAAAACUCUUCAGACAGUGCUUAACGAUGACGACAACCUCUGAUUACCUUCAGAUAAACAGCAGGAGGAGGGAAACGAUGCUAUCUUUCUGUGUUCAGCUCAUAUUUAUUGAAUAAUCUCCGGUUACACUUCAUGUUAUUAUAGAAGAUUCAGUAGGGUCCUACAGGCUGGAUCGGUGCGAACAAGUCAUGAUGUAAUAAUGAUGUGUUGUGAAUUAUAUAUGUGCUGUUUUUCUAUUUUAUUAAAAUAAUGUUAAUUCAAUUUAAUAGUGUGACCGAUUCCAACAUGCUUAGAGUCCAGGUUCUCACACUGUCCAUGUCUCACACAUGUCUAUAAAGAUCAUGAAUAAAGUAUUUCAACCUGAAAA